Molecule: messenger RNA, 758 nt
Organism: Zingiber officinale
Lineage: Eukaryota; Viridiplantae; Streptophyta; Magnoliopsida; Zingiberales; Zingiberaceae
Exons: 2
Coding region: 347-685 (112 amino acids)
Source: RefSeq, a predicted model, not a curated record
GCGCAUUUAAAUUAAUAUUCAAAAGAGACGGAAUCAACAAACUCAAGUUGGAAAAGAACAAUGUGGUUGGGACUUCUUGACAUCAGAUCUACCCUCCUUUGUUCAUUAGAUCUAUGGUGGAGCAUGUGAAUGGAAUUGACCGUCACAAUGCUCGAUGAACUUUGCUAUCCGCCGGUGCCCACUGAUCGAUCGCCGACUAAAAGCAUGCAGAAGGGACAAGCUCUUCUUCUUUCUUCUCUUCCAUUUGUCACCACGUUGCUGGUUCCUCUGCUGCUCCCAACGCAUGAAACGCGACGUCUGCAUUUGACAGACGACCGACGAAAAAGACAGCGCUCGACCCGCCGCGAUGCACGCCGGCACGUCGCUUCCAGUCUCAGCUGAGCUGGAACCAUAUCUUAUCAGCGAUCUUUCUCGGGAGGAAUUAGGAAUCUACAGUGGCGGAGAUGCCUUAACAUGGGUCUCGGUAGCAGCCAAAGCAGAGCGUUACAGUGGGAAAAGUGAAGCUUGUAUAACUUGUGUCUCAAGAAAUGCUAGGGCACCGCUGCGUGCUGCUCAAUUUGCUGCCUGUAUCAACCUCAUCCACUGUGCAAGUGGGAGUGGAAGAUGGUUUCUUUAUUUGUUCCACGUCAUGGCCGCAGGGUUGCAGGCAGCCUUUGUUCAUGUUCUGUUCUUUCAUGCUCUGUAAAUUAAACCUCUGUUUUCAACCCUCAAUCGCGCGGCAGGGCUGGAUGGGUUGGGAAGGGGAAGUUGGUUCAAUG